Molecule: messenger RNA, 1350 nt
Organism: Monopterus albus (swamp eel)
Lineage: Eukaryota; Metazoa; Chordata; Actinopteri; Synbranchiformes; Synbranchidae
Product: alcohol dehydrogenase 1-like
Exons: 9
Coding region: 64-1197 (377 amino acids)
Biological process (GO): formaldehyde catabolic process
Cellular component (GO): cytosol
Molecular function (GO): S-(hydroxymethyl)glutathione dehydrogenase [NAD(P)+] activity; zinc ion binding; alcohol dehydrogenase (NAD+) activity
Source: RefSeq, a predicted model, not a curated record
ACCAUUCUUUCUUCUUUCUCAACGCCUCACUCAUUUUGUGACUUUGGGAUCUUUUUUGCAAAAAUGGCCACAACUGGAAAGGUCAUCAGGUGCAAGGCUGCAGUGGCCUGGGAGCCCAACAAGCCUUUGGUGAUUGAAGAGAUUGAGGUAGCCCCACCCCAGGCUAAUGAGGUCCGCAUCAAGAUUGUGGCGACUGGGUUGUGCCAUACAGACCUGUACCACCUGUUUGAGGGUAUGCAUAAAGAUGGCUUCCCAGCUGUCCUUGGACAUGAGGGAGCUGGUAUCGUUGAGAGUGUCGGGCCUGGAGUCACUGAAUUUCAGCCAGGCGACAAGGUGAUUCCACUGUUCCUCUCCCAGUGUAGAGAAUGUCGCUUUUGUAAGAGUCCUAAGACCAACCAGUGUGAAAAAGGAUGGGCUGUUGAUCGUUAUGACGUGAUGGCAUUGGAAGACACCAGGUUCACCUGUAAGGGGAAGAAGGUGCUGCAGUUUUUGGGAACCAGUACCUUCUCCGAGUACACAGUGGUUAACCAGAUUGCUGUGGCAAAGAUCGACCCCACUGCCCCUCUGGACAAAGUCUGUCUCCUCGGCUGUGGGAUUUGCACUGGUUAUGGAGCAGCAGUCAAUACUGCUAAGGUGGAACCAGGCUCCACAUGUGCUGUGUUUGGCCUGGGAGCUGUAGGUUUGUCUGCAGUCAUGGGCUGCAAGGCUGCAGGAGCCAAGAAGAUCAUUGCAGUUGACAUCAAUCCAGAGAAGUUUGAGAAGGCCAAGGUGUUCGGUGCGACCGACUUUGUGAACCCUAAGGAUCAUGAUAAACCCAUCAGCCAAGUGCUGACAGAGAUGACCAAUGGAGGAGUGGACUACUCACUGGAAUGUACUGGGAAUGUGGGAGUCAUGCGCAGUGCCUUGGAGUCUUGUAUAUGGGCUUGGGGUGUCAGUGUGAUAGUUGGCUGGACAGACCUGUAUGACUUUGCUGCCCGACCCAUUAAACUCAUCAGUGGACGCACAUGGAAGGGCUCCUCCUUUGGAGGAUUUAAGAGUAAGGAUGGUGUGCCUGAAAUGGUUAAGGCCUACCUGAACAAGAAGGUGAAGCUGGAUGAGUUUAUCACUCACAACAUGAGUUUGGUCCAGAUCAAUGACGCCAUUGAAUUGAUGAAGCACGGCAAAUGCAUCCGGACGGUCCUGAGUGUUUCUCCAUGAGACCACUGUGUUGCUUUCAAAUGUAGCAAAAUCAUUUAUACACACAAUGUGCAUGAUAAACAGAUCUUUCUAUUGAUGCACAAUACUGUAUACAUGCCUGAAAACCUAAACAUGUCACAGUGUUUAUGGAGUUAAAUAAAUGGCCUAAACAGA